AUGGGGACGAAGAGCAACUUCAAUUCUACAUCCCAAUCUCAAAGAGAAAAUACAAAUAACAAAAACAACAACACCACAAAUGUUGUGUUGAAUGUAUACGAUCUCACCCCUCUCAAUAAUUACUUAUAUUGGUUGGGAUUUGGAAUUUUUCACUCAGGCAUUCAAGUACAUGGUAAGGAGUAUGGAUUUGGAGCUCAUGACUUCCCAUCAAGUGGAGUAUUUGAAGUGGAGCCAAGGAAGUGCCCUGGAUUUAUGUACAGAACUUCUGUCCCUUUGGGCCAAGUAAACAUGCAUCCUUCCGAGUUUCGGACAUUUAUCGAGAACAUGGCUAGUAGAUUGACCGGAAAACGCCUCCCUGGUUGGGUUAAUCGACUGGCUAGGAUAGGUUCCUUAUGUAGCUGUCUACUUCCAGAUAGUAUUCAAGUAACUACGGUUAAACAGCUACCUGAAUACCAUUCUGAAGAUGAAGUUACUGAUUCUCUAUCAACUGCCACGCCUGGUGAAUCAAUGGAAUUAGAUGCUGAACAGGCAAAAUGCCUUCUCUCACCUCUUGCUACCACAGAAGAUGUUGCUUUUGUUAAAGAGGCUCAAGUCAAAUGA
Messenger RNA from Vicia faba (fava bean), 600 nucleotides. The record is from the annotation of a GenBank genome assembly. Lineage: Eukaryota; Viridiplantae; Streptophyta; Magnoliopsida; Fabales; Fabaceae.